This is a messenger RNA of Ylistrum balloti, 885 nucleotides long. RefSeq names its product solute carrier family 25 member 45-like. The transcript has 5 exons. The record is from RefSeq and is a predicted model, not a curated record. Gene Ontology annotation, molecular function: transmembrane transporter activity. Gene Ontology annotation, biological process: transport. NCBI's taxonomy places the organism in Eukaryota, Metazoa, Mollusca, Bivalvia, Pectinida, Pectinidae. Gene Ontology annotation, cellular component: mitochondrion. Bases 1 to 885 code for a protein of 294 amino acids.
AUGGCGGACAACUCCUUCCAUGGCUUUAUAGGAGGAGCCGUCGGAGGUGUUGCGGUACUUCUCGUCGGUUUCCCGUUCGACACAGUAAAGGUGCUGCAUCAAACUAGGUCAAAUGGCCGCCUCCCCGACAUACUCUCAGCGAUCUACAGAAGUAAACUUUCUGAUGGUUUAUUAAGAGGCCUUUCGUGGCCACUGUGUUCCAUUCUCUUCACUAACGGAGUGUUCUGGGGAGUCAACAAUGCAGCGCUCAAUCUGUUAAAUCAAGGAUUCACCACAGAAGAUGUCGAGUUUCGACGCCGAUAUAUCGCCGGAUGUAUAGGAAGCUUGGCGGAAAUGACGUUUGUAAUUCCGAUAGAUCAUGUUAAAGUUAUCCUCCAAUCACAAGCAGCAGCAAAGCAGUGGCAGAGGGACCUAACUUAUGAUAAAACAAAAUACUUUCGGGGUCCUGUGGCUGUUGGACAUCACGUGUACAGGCAGCAAGGUUUUCUUGGAUUUUACAAAGGGGCUUCGUUAAUGUUGUGUCGUGAGGUCCCUCUAGGUGGGCUCUUCAUGGUCAACUUCCAUCAGAUAAAACGUCAACUAGAAGAUCGGGGUCUGACCGACUCUCGAGGAUUGGUAGCCGACAGUAUCAGUGGAGGGUUAGCUGGAUGCAUUAACUGGGGCAUAGGAAUGCCGUUUGACGUGAUCAAAAGUCGUUACCAAGGUGAUUUGGUGGGCAAAUACAAAAGUAUAACAGACUGUGCUGUUCAAAGCUUCAAGGCCGAGGGUUUACGAGUGUUUUUCAAAGGAACUCUCGUAACAUUCAUCAGGGCAUUUCCCGUCAAUGCUGCAAACACCUGUAUUGUUUUUCAGACUGUAAAAUUAUUACAAAGACUUGAGGAAUAA